AUGCAUCGCGUGAGUAACCCGGAGAUGAGGAUGCCCCGGAGAUCCGCCUCCCUCUUCGCCCUCGCCUUCUUCGCCCUGCUGCUCUCCACUUCCCUGGCAGGGAGACAGCGGCCGAGCUUCAUUGUAGAUCGGGAGGAGUCUCUUGGUCAGCAAGGAGAGGCCCAGGACGAAGCAGCUAUGGCACAGCCUGUGCACUCCCGGAUGCUCAAGGACGUCACCACCAGUGACUACGGCACCUACGACCCAACCCCGUCCAUGCAGAAGCCCCACUUCAAGCUCAUACCCAACUGA
Triticum turgidum subsp. durum (durum wheat) is the source of this 291-nucleotide messenger RNA. Lineage: Eukaryota; Viridiplantae; Streptophyta; Magnoliopsida; Poales; Poaceae. The record is from the annotation of a GenBank genome assembly.